Ipomoea nil (Japanese morning glory) is the source of this 1782-nucleotide messenger RNA. Its product is annotated as UPF0496 protein At3g19330-like. The transcript has 2 exons. NCBI's taxonomy places the organism in Eukaryota, Viridiplantae, Streptophyta, Magnoliopsida, Solanales, Convolvulaceae. The record is from RefSeq and is a predicted model, not a curated record. Bases 524 to 1663 code for a protein of 379 amino acids.
UCAGUGUUGUAAAACCCGCCUAGGCGCCCCUAAGCCAAGGCAAUUUCAGCCCUAGGCGGCUUUUAGUCGGCCGGCCGACUAAUUCUCCGACUAGGCGCCGAGUUGGGCACCUAACUCGGCCAAGUGGUUUUUUUUGCCUGCUCAGCUACUCCUCUUUUAUAUUCUUCCAAACAUGUACUCAACUAACCAUCUAACAUAUGUAGUUGACUAGUUUGGAGAUUAUAACAGUAACAACUUACAGUCCUAAGUGGAAAAAGUGGAGACGAUAUACUCAGAUUACUCUGCCGCCUAGGUGCUCUAGCGCCCGACUAGUACCUAGCGCCUUCUGCAACAUUGAUCCUACUUCACAUAUGCUAAAAUAUGAAGCUUGACAUUUUUUCCUAUUUGAUUAUGCUGGCUUACCCUCUUACCCAGCUUGUGAAUGUUGCUUUGCUUUGCUAUCUGAUUGCACUUCACCAGUCUGUUUGUCAUAAACCGAUGAUAUCCAUUUGUACCAUGUACCAGUAUUAUAGGUCCGGACUAAAUGAUUCCUUGUUUUGGGCAGUCUUCAACAACAACCAAUAAUCAUUUGAGGCCUUCGGCUUUAGAUGGGUAUUCUGUGGAGAACACCCCGCAAUCUGGUGUGCAAAUCUCUCCUACUGUCAACCUCAGACGAGCUUAUACUCUUGCUGUUCAGACCCCCUCCUUUGGUGAGAUAUGGACCAAGAUUCACCAAGAAAUCCCUUCUGAACAGAAUGUGGACGUAUCGGAAGUUGAUGUCAUUGAGGAACCUCUGCAAUUAGAGGAAGUACUUAAACCAAGCCGGGAAGAUGUAGAAGAAGCACUUUCUGAUAUUAUUAUAGAGGACACUUUCACCAAACAAGUUGUUAACUUCUUUAACCACAGUGAGGAGACUGCCCGGAAAUGUCUGCUUCUCUCUGAAAGUGUGCACCGUGCUCGCCACUUGUAUGCCCCGCUUCACAAACUUGUUGAUAUCCUUCCAUUAGAGCGUGAGACCGUUGCAGAUUCCCUUUCUCAAGAUCAGUGCGAUUUGGCUUUCAAAGUCUUUCUUCAAUUUGACAAACUUGACAAUCCGUUCCCUGGCAUAGACUCCGACAGCAGCUUCAAUGAUAUGCAUGCUUGCUACUUCCGGCUGAAGGAGCAACUUGACCUCCGUAUAGAACAUUCCGGCUCAAAGGUCCACCUCCGUCAUGCCACCAAAGUUUCCGCCAUAUGUUUGCUCGUAGCUGCUGUCGGAGUGGUCACAUGUGCUAUUCUCAUAGCUACUCCCGCUCUCAUUGUUCUGGUUGCUACCCCGGCAGCAUGCCCUCCUUGCCUUCCUUUGAAGAUAACGAAGAAGGAAUCAGCUCAUCUCGGGCAGCUUGAUGAUGCCUCAAGGGAAACUUUUGUCCUCGACAAUCACCUCGAAACCCUUGAUUGCCUGGUUGAUCCUUUACGUAAUUCGGUAGAGGGGUUUAAGCGUGAGGUUCGGUUUGUGCUUGAGAGAAGCAAGGACAGUUUUAUCAUCCAGGAUGUAUUGAAGCAACUGCGAAGAAAGAAUCACAAAUUCCUUGACCAGCUGACUCGUCUUGAGGAGCACUUGUGCCUCUGUUUUGCUGCAAUAAAUCGGGCUAGAUCUAUCCUCCUUAAUUAUUUACUAAUUCAUCAACUUCAAUUUUCAUAGCUGCUUAUUGAUCACUUCAAAGUUCCACAAAAGUUAUCUUCCAUCUUAACAUAUGCUUAGCACCUUCUUCCUUUGUUAUUGUAACUGUUAGUUUAGAUUCUCAAAUAUUGCAGUUUCAC